Apaloderma vittatum (bar-tailed trogon) is the source of this 975-nucleotide messenger RNA. RefSeq names its product signal peptidase complex catalytic subunit SEC11A-like. Gene Ontology annotation, molecular function: serine-type endopeptidase activity. The coding region runs from base 1 to 543 and encodes 180 amino acids. The transcript has 5 exons. Gene Ontology annotation, cellular component: signal peptidase complex; membrane. NCBI's taxonomy places the organism in Eukaryota, Metazoa, Chordata, Aves, Trogoniformes, Trogonidae. The record is from RefSeq and is a predicted model, not a curated record.
AUGCGAACCUUCAUGAGCGAAAAACCGAAGCUGAAAUCUUCUAGAUGCCAGGGACUAAACCUGAGAUUCUAUGAAAAGGAGUCGUUGGGUUUCUUAAAUGGGAACUGGCUUGCUGAAAUGCCCGUGUUUGAAUGUUGUUCGACCUCUCCUCUUCUCUUUUUCAGUGGAAGCAUGGAGCCAGCGUUUCACAGAGGAGAUCUCCUGUUCCUCACGAACCGAAUUGAAGAUCCAAUCAGAGUGGGAGAAAUCGUGGUCUUCAGGAUAGAAGGAAGGGAAAUUCCUAUAGUCCAUCGUGUCCUGAAAAUUCACGAGAAGCAAAACGGCGACAUCAAAUUCUUGACAAAGGGAGACAAUAAUGCAGUUGACGACAGAGGGCUCUACAAACGAGGGCAGCACUGGUUGGAGAAAAAGGAUGUAGUGGGACGAGCGAGAGGAUUCGUGCCCUAUAUUGGAAUAGUGACUAUCUUAAUGAAUGAUUAUCCAAAAUUUAAGUACGCAGUCCUCUUUCUACUGGGUUUAUUUGUGCUGGUCCAUCGAGAGUAACCUCCUGCGCUGAAGUACGAGGUGAAGGUGCCAUGGAUUUUUUUUUUUUCAGAUGAACGUUUUAAGUAGGUGAUGGCCCGAUGGGCCGGGCAGAAGAAGAAAACACGCAUUUCAAAGCUUCUUGCCGAGUCUGGGUUUUGUUUUGGUUUUUCCUGUGCAAGGGCGAACGUUCGUCACAGUCUUUCCAAUGGGUUUGUCACAUUUUAGCAUUUUUAGUGAGUUUUUUAUAUUAAAAAUUUAAGCCAAACCAUUCGGUGUUUGUACUUUGAAGCUGGUCUUCCUCUCAAAGUGCCUAUUGUCCUCAGAAGUCCAUGCCUGUGCCGGGCAAGCGUGACCUCUCCGUGUGCUGGCUGAACUCUCAAAAGAGCGAGCUGGGGAUGUGAUGCUUUCUCCAAUUCACGACUGGAAUAAAAGAUUUUGUGCAUCUCACCU